AUGGCAAACCGUGAUUCUGUAGACAAUUGUUUUCUGCAUUGUGAAUGGAUUCAAGAAUUAGUUUUGGAACUACAUUUCACCCAAACUCUACGUAUGUAUUGGCGAAAAAUGGAUCCUGAAGUCCCUCCUGAAGUUGAUGAUGGCUCUACUGAAGAUAUGCGAACUGGUAGAAUAGAUGAUAAAGAAAAGGAAGAUGAUCCGCAUAAUAUGGAACAGAAAUUUUAUCGUUAUGGAAUCAAACCUGAAUGGAUGCAGGUUCAUCGCAUAAUUAACCACAUGGCUUAUGAGAAGAAUCAAUACGACUAUUUGGUUAAAUGGCGUGAAUUGGUAUAUGAUCAAGCAACAUGGGAACGUGAUGAUUUUGAUAUUCCUGGGUAUGAAGAUGCAAUAUUUCGCUAUUGGGUGCAUCGUGAACGAAUGAGUGGGGAAACAAUGCCUAAAUAUAUUUUAAAGAGAUUAAAUAAAAGAAGGGCUGAACAAGGAUUGCCUCCAUUUGAAGAUGAAGAGAAGAAGCGUAAAAAGCGGGAAAAUAAACCGAGCACCGAUAUAAAAAAGAAAUACGAAGCUCAGCCAGAAUAUGUAAACGAAACAGGAGGCAAUCUUCAUGCCUAUCAAAUGGAAGGAAUUAAUUGGCUUCGUCAUUGUUGGUCAAAUGGAAUAGAUGCAAUUUUGGCUGAUGAAAUGGGGUUGGGAAAAACAAUUCAGUCGAUGGUUUUUCUUUAUUCACUUGUCAAAGAAGGACAUAGCAAAGGGCCAUUUCUUGUAUCAGCUCCUCUCUCUACAUUAAUCAAUUGGGAACGUGAAGCUGAAUUUUGGUCUCCUGAUCUUUAUGUUGUUACUUAUAUUGGAGACAAGGACAGUCGAACUGUUAUAAGGGAGCAUGAAUUCUCUUUUGUUGAAGGGGCCACAAGAGGCGGGACAAAAGCUGGAAGGAUGAGGACAGACCAAGGCAUUAAAUUCCAUGUUUUAUUGACUUCUUAUGAGGUUUAA
Messenger RNA from Meloidogyne enterolobii, 990 nucleotides. The record is from the annotation of a GenBank genome assembly. NCBI's taxonomy places the organism in Eukaryota, Metazoa, Nematoda, Chromadorea, Rhabditida, Meloidogynidae.